AUGAGUGACGGAAGCCGAAAGGCAGUUGUAAAAAAUGUGGAUAUGUCGGAGGAGAUGCAACAGGAUGCCAUUGACGUGGCCACCCACGCCUUUGAGAAGUUCAACAUAGAGAAGGACAUUGCAGCUUACAUAAAAAAGGAGGUAUGCUACUCGCUUUCUGCCGUCUUCAUCGUCUCGGCUUGUCUAGUUCGAUAAACGUCACAGUCCAACCUGGCAUUGUGUCGUUGGGAGGAAUUUUGGAAGCUAUGUGACCCACGAGACGAAGCAUUUCAUCUACUUCUAUGCGGGACAAGUGGCAAUCCUUCUGUUCAAGUCCGGUUGA
Messenger RNA from Spirometra erinaceieuropaei, 322 nucleotides. The record is from the annotation of a GenBank genome assembly. Lineage: Eukaryota; Metazoa; Platyhelminthes; Cestoda; Diphyllobothriidea; Diphyllobothriidae.